AUUUUAUAGUCUGUGGGUGAGGUGACGUUUUUCACAAGUGUUACUGCGACGACUAGACAUUUUUAUUUAAAAACCGGGCGAAAAUCCCGGUAUUUGUGUCUAAGUUUAGUGAAACUCGAUUAUGUGGACUCCAUUUUUACAUGUGUACACCUUAUGAUAGUUUUCGUUGAGAAAAUUACAUUAUAUAGACUUAAAUUUACAACACACCAUGGGCCUAUCCUCGUAUCUGGUUUGCGCAGUUUUGCUGUUGACACCUAUUAGUGCUUUUUAUUUACCCGGUUUAGCGCCUGUAAAUUACUGCAAAGCCGGCGAGGAAAAUGGAAAAUCAUGUAAAAAUGACAUACCCCUCUAUGUGAAUAGACUGAACACAGAAGAAUCUGUCAUACCAUUUGAGUAUCAUCAUUUUGACUUCUGUCUGUCGGAUGAGGCCCAGUCUCCAGUCGAGAAUCUUGGUCAAGUGGUCUUUGGAGAGAGGAUCAGGCCGAGUCCUUACAAACUGAGUUUCCUCCAUAAUGAAAAUUGCAGAGACCUAUGCACAAAAACUUAUAGGGCAUCAGAUCCUGAGUCCAUUAAGAAGUUGAAUCUGCUCAAGAUGGGAAUGGCUCUGUAUUACCAACACCAUUGGAUUUUGGACAACAUGCCUGUGACUUGGUGUUAUUUAGUGAACGAAGGUGGGAAAACAUACUGCAGCACUGGAUUCCCUAUGGGUUGCCAAGUUAGGAAAGAUUUGGACACCUGUACUCCUAUAGUGAAUGCAGCGUCCAGUGCAUUCGGUACAUACUUCCUGUUCAACCAUGUGGACCUUGAGAUCACAUACCACAGUGGAGUAGGACAAGAAUUGGAUAUGAGCGUCGGUGAGAAUGGUGGGCGCAUUAUAUCAGCUAAGGUCAAACCAGCCAGUAUUAAACACCAAAGUGUAGACACCAUGGAUUGUAAUGCACGUAACAAUCCAUUGAUAAUACCCACCUCACUAUCAGGAAAAGAGGACUUCACCGUCAUAUACUCAUACCGUGUUACAUACAUAAAAAAUAACACAAUCAAAUGGUCCUCAAGAUGGGACUACAUUCUAGAAUCUAUGCCACAGACCAAUAUACAGUGGUUCUCGAUACUGAACUCUCUGGUGAUUGUCCUUUUCCUAAGUGGCAUGGUUGCGAUGAUACUGUUGAGGACUCUACAUAAGGAUAUUGCUCGGUACAAUCAAAUGGAAUGUGGUGAAGAUGCUCAGGAGGAAUUUGGCUGGAAGCUCGUUCACGGCGACGUGUUCAGACCACCGCGGCGUGGCAUGUUGCUGGCAGUGUUCCUCGGCUCAGGUUCACAAAUGUUCGGCAUGACGCUGGUGACUCUCGCGUUCGCGUGCCUCGGCUUCCUGUCGCCGGCCAACCGCGGCGCGCUGAUGACGUGCGCGCUGGUGGCGUGGGUGCUGCUGGGCGCCGCUGCGGGCUACGUCAGCGCGCGCGUUUACAAGAGCUUCGGCGGCCGGCGGUGGAAGAGCAACAUCCUGCUCACGUCCAUGGUGUGUCCGGGCGUGGUGUUCUCCCUGUUCUUCAUAAUGAAUCUGGUGCUAUGGGGCAAGGGAUCUUCUGCUGCAGUGCCGUUCUCUACACUGGUGGCCUUGCUCGCUCUCUGGUUCGGAGUCUCUGUGCCUCUCACAUUCAUAGGAGCUUACUUUGGAUUUAGGAAACGGAUUUUGGAGCACCCUGUGCGCACGAACCAGAUCCCGCGGCAGAUACCCGAGCAGUCUCUGUACACGCAGCCCGUGCCCGGCAUCGUGAUGGGCGGCGUGCUGCCCUUCGGCUGCAUCUUCAUACAGCUGUUCUUCAUACUCAACUCGCUCUGGUCCAGUCAGAUGUACUACAUGUUCGGUUUCCUGUUCCUCGUGUUUGUGAUCCUGGUGAUCACUUGCUCCGAGACCACGAUCCUGCUCUGCUACUUCCACCUCUGCGCUGAGGACUACCACUGGUGGUGGAGAGCCUUCCUCAGCUCCGGCUCCACCGCUGGCUACCUCUUCAUCUACUGCUGCCACUACUUCGUCACCAAGUUGAACAUUGAUGAUGCUGCGUCCACCUUCCUCUACUUCGGCUACACCUUCAUUAUGGUCUUCUUGUUCUUCCUCCUCACCGGCACCAUUGGCUUCAUGGCCUGCUUCUGGUUCGUUAGGAAAAUAUAUAGUGUGGUCAAAGUUGAUUAGUUUAGUUGAUAGCUUUUUUUUUUAGUUUAAGGAACAUUGAGGUACAGCGGAUUAUGGAUGUGCGAUGUCUGACUUGUUUAAAGAAGUGCUAUUCUGUAACAGUGUUUUUUAUUUUAUUUAUUCACAGAAACAAUACCCGGGAAAACAUUGCAGUUGUCCAAUUCAUCUUUCUAAGCAAUAUUAUAAAACAGAAUUCCUAUUUAUAAAAUUACUGAGAAUAAAUACAAUAACAUAAAAGAAAAAAAAUAAUCAAAAAUUGGUCAAUGUUUUGUAUUUUUGAUAACUUUUUUUCUCUUGUUAUAAUAAUAUAACAAUUUAACAAGAUAAAUGAAACGCCCAAACAACAAUUCUAUUCCAAUAAUAAUUUAAUAUUUUUUUGUAAGCAUGGGCGGUGGAGAGUGAAAAACGUCCAGUUAAAAUUUGUAACUAAAAAAUUAUAGUGAGAUCAUUGAGCAUUAAAAUUGCAACACACUUUAACUCGAAUGUCGAAAUGUUAGUUUCUAAUUCACCUCUAUCUCUCUCUGUCUAUACAAUACAAUAGAAAGAGAACAAUAGAGGUAUAUCCGAAACUCUUAUUUGAAAAGAAUUAUUGAAACACUAGCGGACGCCCGUGACUUCGUCCGCGUGGAAUUCAGUUUUUCACAAAUCCCGUGGGAAACAUAGAUUUUUCCGGGAUAAAAAGUAGCCUAUGUGUUAAUCCAUAGUAAAAUCUAUUUCCAUUCAAAAUUUCAGCUAAAUCGCUUCAGUAAUAGCAACUUUUAAGAGUAACAAACAUAUACAUAUACAAACCUUCGCGUUUAUAAUAUUAGUAAGACUGUUACAGAUUAGCACUAAAGAUAUAUAUUAUAGUUCUUAUCUAGAUUUUUUUAUGUGAUCAACACAUUGUGCUUUGAACGUAAAACAUCAUUUUCAGUAUUUUUAGUGUGACGUCAUAUCGCUUAGACUACCUUUAGUUCAAAGAUACUCACCACCAUUAAGGCCUGCUGUAUACACUCGUUUUGCGUAAUGUCUUUGCUAAUUAAUUUUGCGUAAUUACGAUUUGGAAUUCCGUAAGACUAACGCAGACUUUACGUUUUUCUUUAUUCGGAAUGUAUAUUGUCGCAAAAGCUCGCAUUCAUUACGUACGCGCGGAAUUUAUUCCAUUCGGAAAAAACGUAGGUCAUUUAAUGUAUUAUAAAUUGAUUUCAUGAAUUCGGUUUUCCGAACACGGAAAUCGGUUUUGAAAACUAGUGUAUGCGGCCGGCCUAUAUAUCAAGACGAGAAAAAGCAACCAAUUUAAGCCUCAAUAGCUCAAUUGUAAAGGGAUAGGUCUCUUUACCGAAGGGUCGUGGUUCGAUCCCCUCCCGCUGGUCAUACCGACUAAAGUCUUAUCCGAUUGGUGGUUGGUGGGGAAUGGAAAUGUUAGUCAUAUUUAAUAGAUAUGGUAAAUAUUCUUAAAAAAAAAAUGGCGGCGAAGUCGAAAAUAUUACGUACGUAAAACUGUUUUACGAGUUACAAUACAUUGCCACAGACAACUUAUAUACCUACAUAAUAUACACAUGGGAACAUUGACCUCUUAUAAUAAAAGGAAGCACAAUCAUGUAGAAAAUUUCACUUAAAAACUGACCAAUUUUGCAUUGUCAGUUUUAGAAUUAUUGGUAAAGAAAAUUAUACGUAUAGGCCUUUAAAUAUUGUCCAAUCUAUACUUAUAAUAAAUCUGUAGAGAGGUCAAUUCUGUACAUGAAAUAUAUUUCCAAAAUAACUAUCAGGGGGUGAUUAGUGAUCGAUACUGAUGCCAAAAAUGCAAUCAGUAAAAUUUUUGUCUGUCUGUCUGUCUGUCUGUCUGUCUGUAUGUUCUUUAUAGAAACAAAAACUACUGGACGGAUUUUAACGAAACUUGGUACAAUUAUUCUACAUACUCCUGGGCAGGUUAUAGUAUACUUUUCAUUACGCUACGAUCAAUAGGAGCAGAGCAGUGAAGAGAAAUGUUGAGAAAACGGGAGAAGUUACUCAAUUUUUUAAGCUUCCGUCGCGUGUACAGCGUUAAUGGCUAAAGCUACAUAGAAAUCAUGUAUGACGGAAAUGUUUUCCUUAAAAUUAUCUAUAAAAACACAACAGCAUAUAUAUGUCUAUCUUUUAUGGUUGACUCACAAUAGCACGUGUAACUCCCGAUACCUUAGCAGCUCGGAGCUUUCUAAUUAAAUUUGUCUACUCUUAUAUUUAUAACACUCAUCACUCAUCCCUAACUAAAAAAGUUAAUAUUAUUACCUAUUCAAUAAAAAAAGAAUCAUAAAAUCGGUAAAGAAACACCAAAGUUAUACAAGAUAUAUACGCUAAGCCAUCGCGCGUGCAUAUGCUAUAUGGAUUAUUUUUGUGUAACGGUUGCCGCGCUCGACGCGACUCGCGGGGGGGGGGGGGGGGGGUUAUAAAUAAAGAACUGCAGCCUUAAUGAGUAGGGUAGGGUAGAGGUAGGGUAGGGUAGGGUAAGGUAGGGGUAGGGUAGGAUAGGGGUAGGGUAGGGGUAGUUGAAAGUUUACAGCGACUUUCACGUGGACGAAGUCGCGGGCGUCCGCUAGUAUUCAAUAAAAUCCCAAAUUCAGAGCAAGUUCAACCUUAAGGAUUGAGUUUAAGGUUGAAUUUGCAAAUGCGACUACUUGAAUUGAGUGCCAAGAAGUUGUGUUUGGCACUCAUUGCGUGGGGACGUUUUUUGGUCGCUGAUUGUGCAUCCACUUUUAAUAGGAGAUCGAUGCAUGGGAAGUUAUAAAUACCCCUUCUAUAAAAGGGGGUUAAAAAGUUUGAUUAUUGUGGCAAAAGUGAAGAGGUUUUUUUGACUGGUUCAUACUUGUGUUUGUGAUGUAUAUGUGUAGCACAUACAUAAUACUUAAGAACCAAAUAUAUAUACCUAUUUAUUUAACGAAAGUUUUUAUUUAUGAAUUUGUUUUAAUAUGUCUGCCCACUUUAUUAAUUUACAGGGCGUGGUUAUAUCCAUCACAUAUUCUACAUAUUUUUAUUUAUUUUCUAUUUUACCAACUUUGUUAAUAAGAUGAUUGAGAGAGUGCUGUACACAAUGUGAUUGUAUAAACAAAAAUUAUCGUAAAUAAAAUUUUAUUAUAGUCA
Messenger RNA from Bicyclus anynana (squinting bush brown), 5284 nucleotides. RefSeq names its product transmembrane 9 superfamily member 2 (gene TM9SF2). Gene Ontology annotation, cellular component: membrane. The coding region runs from base 209 to 2188 and encodes 659 amino acids. NCBI's taxonomy places the organism in Eukaryota, Metazoa, Arthropoda, Insecta, Lepidoptera, Nymphalidae. Gene Ontology annotation, biological process: protein localization to membrane. The transcript has 9 exons. The record is from RefSeq and is a predicted model, not a curated record.